AACACUCCACGAGAAGAAGAUCUAAGAGGGCUGCUGGAAGAUUCUAGAAGUCUACUGUUUGUUAUUGUUACACCGCACAGAAGACGAGAAGGGAUUUCACGGUGCCGAUGAUUUAUUUAAAAAAAAUUAUAGCUUGAAUCUCAUUAAGUUCGUCUGGUCUUUCUUGCGUUAUUUUAAUUUUGUUUAGUUUUUGUUUAAAAUUCCGCUUUUUUAAUUGUUUUUAGAAACGGUCACUACAUAGCUCGACACUGUAGCCUGCAGUUGAAAUAAUCAGGAGAAGUACUAGUUUGAAGGCAACUAUGGUGAAAGAGACUGGGUUUUAUGAUACGCUGGGUGUAAAGCCCAAUGCCAGCCCCGAAGAGCUGAAGAAAGCAUAUCGUAAACUGGCACUGAAAUAUCACCCAGAUAAAAAUCCAACAGAGGGGGAGAGGUUCAAACAGAUCUCCCAGGCGUAUGAGGUUUUGUCAGAUGCCAAGAAGAGAGGAGUGUAUGACAAAGGCGGCGAGAAGGCGAUUAAGGAGGGAGGAAGUGGAGGGCCAAGUUUCGGCUCCCCCAUGGACAUUUUUGACAUGUUCUUUGGAGGAGGGGGACGCAUUCACAGGGAACGAAAAGGAAAGAAUGUGGUUCAUCAGUUGACAGUGUCUUUGGAGGACCUAUAUAAUGGAGCGACCAGGAAACUGGCUGUUCAGAAGAAUAUAAUCUGUGAAAAAUGUGAAGGUCGUGGAGGCCGUAAAGGAUUGAUAGAAGUGUGUUCAUUGUGCCGUGGGGUGGGUGUACAGGUCCGAUUACAUCACUUAGCACCUGGUAUGGUACAGCAGAUAUCAACAGUCUGUGCUGGCUGUCAGGGGCAAGGCCAGCGAAUCGGUCACCGUGACCGCUGCAAAGCAUGUACUGGUCGUAAGAUACUACGGCAGAAGAAGAUUCUUGAGGUGCACAUUGAUAAAGGUAUGAAAGAUGGACAGAAAAUAGUAUUCCAUGGGGAGGGGGACCAGGAGCCUGGCCUGAAACCUGGAGACAUUAUCAUUGUCUUAGAUCAGAAAUCACAUCCAGUUUUCACCAGACAAGGAGAGGACCUCAUCAUGAGCAUGGAGCUACAGUUGGUCGAGUCAUUAUGUGGUUUUCAAAAACUCAUUAAAACACUGGACAACAGAACUAUACUCAUCACAUCCCAUCCAGGGGAGUUGAUCAAACCUGGAGAUAAGAAAUGUGUUCUGAAUGAAGGGAUGCCUGUGUACCGUCGGCCAUUUGAGAAAGGCGGACUCAUCAUUCUUUUCAGUGUCGUCUUUCCUGAAGAGAACUUCCUCCCAUUGGACAAAUUAAAGGAGUUAGAGCGAUACCUACCUGAAAAACAAGCAAAUACUGAGCCUGAUGGUAUGGAUGAUGACCUCUAUAUCUAUGCAGACCUUGAAGACUGUGACCUGACCCAUGAGCGUCGUCAUUACCACUAUAUAGAGGAGAAAGACUUUUACCCUAGUGGAGGUGUACAGUGUCAAACCUCAUAGAGAUUCCUUUUCUUUUACCCUCAAUUAAACAACAAAUGCCACCUCUGCCGGAACACAAGAGAAUAAAAAGGACCAAUAGAAAAUAAUUUUUUUAAAUUACCUCUCAACUAGCUCUGUGCCUAGAAUAAGACCUCUUAGUGCCGAUCUCUUAUGUCAAUGUUUGAUACAAUGUUCUCAUCCAAAAUUUGGAGCUGAUGAUUGGUGAAAAAGUGAGAGGAUAUAUAAAAUCACAUCAAGCAGAGUUGUAAGACUAGUGCCAUGGAGAAUUGAAGGUAAUUUUAUAGAAAUGUGUAGCAAUUUAAAUACGAGGGGGCAUUUCGUGCCAUAAUUCCAGAAAAUCUGAUCUAGAUUUAUUUACACUGAAGAUCAUGUUCUCAUCAUCAGUUUGACAAACAUUAGAAUCUGUGUUGCAUUUUGUUUAUUGACAUUUAAUUGUAGGUUACGUGCUAGAUCAUGAUGUUAAAAUCAUGAUGUUGAUCUUGAUAAUGUUGGACGUUUGUCGUAUGAGCUGCCAGCUGAAUGCAAAAUAAUUUUUUGUAUAACUAUUUGAACUAUUAAUACGGGAAAUAACUUCAAGGUUUAAGGAUGCACUAAAAUUGUCAGUGCUUCUAACAAAAAACGUUUAAGCUCAAAAUAAUGGCAAACUGUGGUGAAAUGAUAACUCAAAAAGCUUUCUUUUGUAGAAAGUGCUACUGUUUAAUUUUGUUACUGCUGUUAUAGCACUUGCAUGUUGUUUAUAGCUUAGUAUAUGGCCAAAUAUCAACAUUUCACAUCACAACCACAAUAAAUGCCAAAGGAACCUAUUCAAGUUGCAUUUUCUUUUUACAGUUUAAUCAAUGGUGGAGAAAACAUUCAAAUCUUAUUUGGUAACUUUUCUUUGAAUUUAAGAUAUUGAAAUGAUUAGAUAAUUUAUUAUAAUUUGUUUGAUAUAUAUGUAUGUUUGAAGGUGUUUUGCAGCCAACUUGCAUAACAAAAAAUGCAUGAUCCCCCCUAUUAUUUUGUUUUUCUUGUCAUUUCUCCCAGCAGAAAAGUCUUUUAUAUGAUGAUGCUAUUAUCUGUGCUGUCUUUUAUUGUAAACAGUGUGGAAUGAUGACCAAUAACUUUGCAUUUGUAGUUCUAUUUAUAAAUUUAAUGUAACAAUGUUAUUUAUUUAGUCCCUUUUUUUUUGGGGGUGAUUGGAUGUUGGGCAAACUGUAUAGAGCAGGAGUACCCAAUCAAGUCGAAAAGAUGUAUGAUCUUGUAUCAACGUAUCUACAUCUUUAUUGAAUAUCUACUGCAAAAAUCAAGCAAUUGACCCCCAAUGACAAGACUGUCAUGGCUUAUUCAUGCUGGAUUUUAACUGAACUGCAGCAAUAUUGGCACACUAUUAACCAACACUGUAAAACAUUAUACCAAUCUUAAAAAUAAAAAAUGUGAAUACCCUUAAUAAAAAUAAUCUGUAAUUAUCAGACAAUAAACCAUACAGAUAACUCCCAUACAGUAGUGCAGUAACUGCAUAAUGUGUUCACUUGCAUGCAGUAUAAGUCGAUAUGCUGGGUCAAGUGUUAAAACACACUAAACCAUUAGUAUCAAAACAAAAUUGUACCAUAUGAAUUCUAAACAUCAGAAUUCUGUAUGUACACAAGUACAAAGAUAUAAGAAUCCAAGACUUCUGAGAAGGUACACUGAAUUUUUGUCUUUGCUCACACUGAUAAAAGAAAUCAUAUACUGUAAAAUUGCACGCAAGAUGUGAAACUCCAACGAUUGUCAGCAAAAAAACAGUACGUUUACCAUAUUAAUUUUGAUAGGGCUAAAUCUUGCAUGCAGAUAUUAUCACAGACAAUACUACAAAGCCCUUAAUAUUAGGAAUAGACCACUACAUCCAUGCAGGGGUUUUUUUAUGUUUCCCAUAAAGUCCUAGAGACUUGAGACGAAGGGAUAGUAUUUGGAAAUUAGAUGCAGUUAAUUUCCGACGGUGGAGAGGUCCUGCAUCUCAUGACUGCUGAGGUUCAAGUUUGACUUUGAGCCUCAUGGUACAGUGGGGAAAAUUUAACUAAAAGGUAAAUACUGAAUACAGAGCUUUCAAUGGAAAACCCAUUUCAGAGCAGUCGUUUAAAGGCAGAGACAAAAAUGUAGUAUGCAAGGAUACCACAAAACAAGAACAUAGAAACCAAGACAUGUGAAA
Xyrauchen texanus (razorback sucker) is the source of this 3666-nucleotide messenger RNA. RefSeq names its product dnaJ homolog subfamily A member 1-like. The coding region runs from base 300 to 1502 and encodes 400 amino acids. Lineage: Eukaryota; Metazoa; Chordata; Actinopteri; Cypriniformes; Catostomidae. Gene Ontology annotation, molecular function: ATP binding; Hsp70 protein binding. The transcript has 9 exons. The record is from RefSeq and is a predicted model, not a curated record. Gene Ontology annotation, cellular component: cytosol; cytoplasm. Gene Ontology annotation, biological process: response to heat; protein refolding.